UUUUUAUGAUCUUUAUUUUAUUUUUAGGGAGAUUGCUAGCCUCACAACGUGCUGAAUAUUAAAUGCCACAUUUCCAACCAAAAAUGUACCAUUGAGCUACCAGAAGUAUUGAAUUAAUAUAUACAAUUCGUCGGUCCUAAGUUCCCUGAUAAUAUUCAGUGGAAAUGGAAGUUGUGGCUUAUUUUUCGAUCCUUCUUCUAAUAUCAGGAUAUAGCGACGCUAAUGCUAACGCCGAAGCACAAGUGUCUAACGAUCCACAAACAUAUCAGCCAUCAUAUAAUAAGGAUUAUCAACCACGAUAUAAUCCCCUUUAUACGAAUAAUCAACAGCCACCCACUUCCCAAUAUGAAAAUCCACUAAUACAAUCUCAACUCGACCAACAGAACUCCCAACAGGGUGGUGGAGGCUUACUUGUCGGUCCGCAAAAUCAAAACAACUUUUAUGACCAAUCAUCGAACGCUUUGGGCAGUGGUACCUAUAGUGGCGCCGGUGGAGGUAUAAGUAAUUAUGAUCCCUUCAAUCGUGGCAUUUCAUCUACGGGAUUUGAGUAUUCGGAUAUUAAUAACGAAGAGCAGAAUUUCUGUCCAGAGCAUUGGAUAUCGUUCCGCCAAACCUGCUAUAGAUUUAUUCGUUCACCAAAACGCAAUUGGCUAGAAGCGAAAAAGAUCUGUAAAGCUUAUAAUGCAGAACUCUUAAAUGUGGACAGCGUUGAAAAACAUUCCUUCAUUCUAAAGCAAUUAAUAAUACAGAAUCAAAAGCAAAAUCGCUUCUGGAUAUCCGCGCGACAAACUGGUCCCAAUAGCUGGGCAAAUGAUGAUAACUCUCCUUUCCUCGUGUUGGAAGAUUCAUUCGCAUUCGAUGAAAAUCAAGCACUUGAAAACGAAAACUUACAUGACAAUCGAUUCCUAGUGCAAAGUAUGUAUCAGAAUGAGUACAAUCGUAAUAAUCAGAAUCAGUACUAUAAUACGGUACCAGGCUCGAUAAGCAAUCGAAAUCAAAACAAUUUGCGCGGGUUUAUUGGACCGAAUCAGUACGGUGAUAACCCCUUUACAAGAGAUCGUGUUGUUUAUGGCUUCUCGAAGAAGCGCGACCGAUGGAUGUUUAUGCCCGCAUAUGACAUCGAGUUAAACUUGUUCAUUUGUGAAUCUAGAGUUCUCUACAAUCCAGAAAAUAUAAAUCUGAAAUUGGACGACAAACGCCCAUUUCACUAUGGCUUAGACAUUCGGGAUUUUGAGAAAAUUCCACGCGGGCCUUAUUUUGUGAAGCAACCCAACGAUACCACAUUUGAUACUAGCAAGAAUCGUCUCAUAAAUGAUGUUACACUGAGUUGUUUAGCAGGUGGAUUUCCCACGCCCACUUAUCGCUGGUAUCGUGAAGUUUAUGUUAACGAUACACUCGAGUAUAAGAAUAUCGAUCCGCUAACCAAUGAUCGUUACACAAUUUCUGGUGGAAAUCUCAUAAUUUAUGACCCAAAACAGGCACUGGAUCAAGGAGCAUACCAUUGCGUGGCAGAGAACAAAUUUGGGCGCAUUCGUUCAGAGAGUGCGCAUUUGAACUUUGGAUUUAUUAUGGAGUUUAAUCUUAAACGAUCAGCUGAAACUGCCGAUAUGAAUUGGGGAAAAUCUAUAUUCUGUGAUCCACCACAACAUUAUCCAGAGGUUAAAUAUUACUGGGCGCGUGAUUUUUUUCCAAAUUUCGUUCAAGAAGAUCAACGUGUUUUUGUAUCUAAUGAUGGUGCCCUAUACUUUUCAUCUAUUGAGAUUGUCGAUCGUGCAAACUAUUCGUGCAGCGUUCAGACUUCAGCUUCCGAUACAGGCCGUAACGGUCCAUUUUUCCCACUAAGAGUUGUGCCGAACAGCAACUAUCAGACAUUGAUUUUCGCAAACACAUUCCCUAAGGUAUUCCCCGAAGCACCUAUCGCUGGUGAUGAAAUUCGUCUCGAAUGUGUCGGCUUCGGAUAUCCGAUUCCAUCGUAUAAUUGGACGAGACGUGGUCAACCCUUACAGCGAAAUGCAUACACAACAAGCAACAAUCGUGUGCUAAUCAUUGAAAACGCGACCAUAAAUGAUAGUGGCGAGUAUGAAUGCACUAUUUCAAAUCCACGUAAAACGAUCCAUAAGUCGAUCCAAAUAAAUAUUCAAAUGAAACCACAGUUUACAAUUCCACUGAAAGAUAAAAUUAAGGAUUAUAAUGGCGAUGUGACAUUUAUUUGCGAAUCGUUCGCCAUACCAGAUGUCAAUUAUACGUGGUAUAAAAAUGCCGAACGCUUAGAUCCUGAACGGAUAGAUAAAGAUCGGUAUAUUAUACAGGACAACGUCCUUACCAUAAAGUAUUUAGAGGCGGAAAAGGAUAACGGAAUGUAUCAGUGUGGUGCUACGAAUCAAUUAAAGACUGCGUUUUCAUCUGCACAACUACGCGUUCUUUCGAUGAAACCGUCAUUCAAGAAAAGACCACUAGAAUCUGAAAUUUAUGCUGUACAAAAUGGCAAUACGACCAUCGUUUGUGAUCCUGAGGCGGCCCCUCGACCCAAAUUUCAGUGGAAGAAGGAUGGCCAGCUUAUUGGGGCUGGUGGACAUAGACGCAUAUUACCAAGUGGCACAUUGAUAAUUUCACCUACGUCACGUGACGAUGAGGGUAUAUACACAUGCGUUGCCACAAAUAAAGCAGGCACUGAUGAGUCACGCGCACGAGUAAUCGUAUUGCAGGAACUGCGCUUUAUACAGACACCACCACUACGUAUUACCACACAAGAACACGAUCUAAUAUUCCUACAGUGCGAUGCAACUUACGAUGAGUUGCUUGAUAUUGCAUUCAUUUGGAAGCGAAAUGGAGAAGUACCGAACAAUCACGAUGGCACAGAACGAAUUAUAAUUGAUCGGAAUCGGCUUACUGUACAUAAUGUCACACUGCUCGAUGGUGGAGACUAUGAGUGCGUUGUAAAAUCUUCGGUGAAUGAGAUCUCAUCCAAAACUUUGGUAGUCAUUGAGGGUGCACCUGGCGCACCUGGUGGUGUACAAGUUGUUGAAAUUGGAAAAACAAAAGCAAUAAUUGAAUGGGUGGAUGGCGCCAACAAUGGGCGACCGAUACGUUACUAUAACAUACUUGGCCGCACCAACUGGAAUCGGACAUGGGUGAAUGCAUCCACACAUGUUCGUGGUCGUGAGAUAGAUCGAUAUACUGGUCGUCAACAGGCCGAAGUUUCAAAUCUAAUACCCUGGUGCUCUUACGAAUUCAGCGUAGCUGCUGUCAAUGACCUGGGCAUUGGCAUUCCAUCUGCUCCAUCACCAAUAUACAGCACGUACGAAGAUAAGCCGUAUAUUUCGCCGCGUAACGUUGGUGGAGGCGGUGGUAAAAUUGGUGAUUUGACAAUUACGUGGGAUCCUCUAUUGCCGCAAGAACAGCAUAGCCAUGGUAUUCAUUAUAAAGUGUUCUGGAAACUAAAGGGCACACUAGAAUGGGCGUCAGAGGAAUUGAAAACGCUGCAUAAUGAUGGCGUAGCGGUCGUCAAUAUACCGCUUAAUAACUAUUAUACCGAGUAUGAGGUGAAAGUCCAGGCCAUUAACAAUAUUGGUAAGGGGCCUGAGAGUGAGCCGGUAGUUAUAUAUUCCGCAGAAGAUAUGCCGCAAGUGGCACCGCAAAAACCAUUUGCCACACCAUAUAACUCUACAGCUUUCAAUGUAACUUGGCGACCUAUCGAAAUGACUCGAGAGAAUGUACGCGGUAAACUGAUUGGGCACAGGUUGAAAUAUUGGAAAACGACACAUGAUGAGGAAGAUGCUGUCUAUUAUUUAUCACGUACUACCAGAAAUUGGGCGCUCAUAGUUGGCCUGGAACCAGACACGUAUUAUUUUGUGAAGGUGAUGGCUUAUAAUGCGGCAGGCGAGGGGCCGGAAAGUGAACGUUUUGAAGAGCGUACCUAUCGAAAAGCGCCACAAAAGCCGCCAUCUUCCGUUCACGUAUAUGGUAUUAAUCCGUCCACAGUGCGCGUCGUAUGGCGUUAUGUUUCACCAGCACAAGAUGAGGAGCCUAUCGAAGGCUACAAGGUACGAGUUUGGGAAACAGAUCAAAAUAUGAUAACGGCCAAUAACACAAUAAUACCAGUGGGCGAAAAGUUAGAAGCAUUCAUCACAAAUCUUACACCAGGAAAGAGCUAUAACAUGCGUGUAUUGGCAUUCAGUAAUGGCGGUGAUGGUCGCAUGUCAAGUCCUACAUUGCGCUUCCAAAUGGGUAAAACAACGCGGAAUCACGCUAGCCGUCACUACCGCAGUGGCCUUAAUACGAUACUAAUCGUUAGUUUAUUGUACCUCGUUUCAACGUACCUCAACAAUAAAUGAGUGGCGCCACAAUGCGAAUUUUUCCGGAGGCAUUCUGCUUAAAUUCCGUCCUUUCUGUAUUCGGCGUUUAGUCUGCGUGGAACAGCAUAUUCGAAUAUGUAUUUAAAAUUUAUAAGCAAAUCGAUGAAACAUUCCUCCAAUGAAUAUCUGACACAAAACGAAUGCAUUUAACUUUAAGAAUAUUUUAAGUAUAUUGUAAUUACAAAGCAACGAUUCCGUCUAUUUAUGUACAUAAGUAUCCAUACGACCCAAACCUAGAGUCCGACCGAUUCCCAAUUUUUGGCC
Molecule: messenger RNA, 4619 nt
Organism: Rhagoletis zephyria (snowberry fruit fly)
Lineage: Eukaryota; Metazoa; Arthropoda; Insecta; Diptera; Tephritidae
Product: contactin-like
Biological process (GO): cell-cell adhesion; axon guidance
Cellular component (GO): plasma membrane; axon
Molecular function (GO): protein binding
Source: RefSeq, a predicted model, not a curated record